UUUUAGUAGUACUCCAUUUAAAAACAAAAACUCUUCAAAAGCAUUUUUCAUAUUUCACUAUCUUGUGCGAUCUUACAUUGACAUACUAUGGCACUGGCUUCUAUUGAAGCCGAAUCAAUUGAACAAGUUGAUAAUGUUCAUCUUAGAGUUUUGGUUGAUAAAAAAAGGAACAGAGUUGUCUAUGCGGAGGCUGGUAAGGAUUUUGUUGAUGUUCUCUUCAGCUUCUUAACACUGCCUUUAGGUACUAUUGCCAGACUCGUAGCUAAAGAGUCAAACAUUGAAGCUGUUAAAUUUGGCAGCAUUAGUUCACUGCAUAAAAGUGUGUCUGAUCUUGAUCAACAGUUUCUUUCGAAUCAAACUUGCAAAGAAAUGCUACUUAAUCCUAGAAACUCUAUGGAAGCUUAUUGCCACAAGCUCAAACUGAAUAUAGACGACACAGAACCGAUGCAAUACUUCCUGUGCAUGUAUGGGAAUUGUAGAAGGAAGAGUGGUUGCCUUUUGAGUACAUUCAAGAACCAAAAAUGCUAUUGUGGGGAAAUAUUGAACAGGGAAGUAUUUCCUAAUUGUUUUGAUUUAAAAGAUGGUUUUGUAAAGGAGAAUGCAACUUUUAUCAUUUGUGAUGAUCUCUAUGUGAUGCCUAAUGUUUUUGGAGCAAGUCUUCAACUACUUCAAAAGCUUGGAGUUGAUAGUGUGGAUGCAAUUGAAGAACAAACUGUAGUUAUCAACAAGAAAGAGGUACUUGAUCUUCUCAAAUUAUCACUAAUCUCAAAGACCCCUUUGACUGAUUUUAUUUGUAAGAACCAGUCCGUUGAUAAUUCUAACCUAAACAACAAUACUGAGUUUCUGAUUGGAGAGUUAACAUCUGAUGAUGCUAGGCAUAUGUCUGUGAAAGUUACGUUAAGAAAAUCAAAUGAACAAAUUCUGUUUGUUGAAGCUGAGGAUGAUUUUAUUGACUUUCUUAUACAAGAGCUUGUCCGAGUUGAGUCCAGACAUGUAUUUGAUGUCACAUGA
Messenger RNA from Vicia villosa (hairy vetch), 1011 nucleotides. RefSeq lists its product as uncharacterized. The record is from RefSeq and is a predicted model, not a curated record. The transcript has 3 exons. NCBI's taxonomy places the organism in Eukaryota, Viridiplantae, Streptophyta, Magnoliopsida, Fabales, Fabaceae. The coding region runs from base 88 to 1011 and encodes 307 amino acids.